Molecule: messenger RNA, 6723 nt
Organism: Petromyzon marinus (sea lamprey)
Lineage: Eukaryota; Metazoa; Chordata; Hyperoartia; Petromyzontiformes; Petromyzontidae
Product: mannosyl-oligosaccharide 1,2-alpha-mannosidase IA-like
Biological process (GO): carbohydrate metabolic process; mannose trimming involved in glycoprotein ERAD pathway
Cellular component (GO): endoplasmic reticulum; extracellular exosome; Golgi membrane
Molecular function (GO): mannosyl-oligosaccharide 1,2-alpha-mannosidase activity; calcium ion binding
Source: RefSeq, a predicted model, not a curated record
UCUUCCGCUGGUCACGUGACCGCGGUCGUCGAGGGCAGGCAGUCGCCGUGCGGGCAUUGUGGGCAGUAGUCGGUGUCGUUCCUCGCGUCAUUCACGCUCUCUCUUUCAUUCCUCUCAUAGAGAGAGAGAUCAUUACAACGAUAAACAAACUCUCGUUGCUCCUCGUCAGUUCGUCAACGAUAAACGGAUUUUUUUGUUUGUUUCAACUGGUCGGCGCCCCCGCUUCAUGCGAUAUCGCGGCCCGCACAAGGGCAGCGCAGUGCAGCGGCGGCCGCGGCGGCUGCUUAGGCGGCGGCUACGGCAGCAGCGGCGGCCGCGGCAGCAGCAGCGGGAGCGGCAGCGGCGGCGGCCGUGGUGGUGGAGGUGCCCGCAGCAGUUGGGGCGGGAUGGGCGGGCGCCCCUGACGGAUCUCGUACUCCUCCUCCUCUCCGCCGCUGCUGCUACCGCUGGUGUUGCUCCUCUCGCAGCAGUUGCAACAGCAGCUGCUCCUGCUAGGGCUGCUGCAGCGGCAGUAGUGGCAGCAGCAGCAACAGCAGCGGCGGCAGCAGCAGCAGCAAGAUGACGUACGGCAGCAGGCCGACCCUGCGGUUGUCCGAGAAGUUCGUGCUGCUGCUCAUCGUGAGCGCCUUCAUCACGCUCUGCUUCGGCGCGAUAUUCUUCUUGCCGGACUCCAGGCAGCAGCAACAGUUGAAGCAACAGCAGCAACAGCAGCGGCAACAGCAGCAGCAGCAGGGCACGGGCACGCUCGUGCCAGGCGGGGAGGCUGCUGAUGGUGGCGGCGGCGGUGGUGUUGGUGGAGCAGGAGGAGAUGGGAGAGCGCAGGACGCGUCCGCCGCCUCGUCCCCUGUCCGAGCCGUGCGCCUUCAGCACGAGCGGGCACUCGAGGAGGCCCGCAGCGUCCUUCGCCGAAGCAGGGAGGGCAUCCUGAGCGACAUCCAGACGCAGAAGAACAACAUCCUGCGGGAGAACAAGGCCAAGACGAAGGCGGCUGCUGCUGCUGCUGCGGCGGCUGCGGCCGGAGCUGCCGCUGGAGUGAAGGUGCCCGACGUGAGGAUGCCUCGACUGGUGGGCGCCACGGGUGGAGAGCCGAAGGACCCCGCGACGAGGGAGAAGAGAGAAGCCAUCAAGCAGAUGAUGAAGCAUGCGUGGAACAACUACAAGCAGUACGCCUGGGGUGCCAAUGAGCUGAAGCCCAUUGCCAAGAAGAGCCACACCACAAACAUAUUCGGCAACACACAAAUGGGAGCCACGAUCGUCGAUGCCCUGGACACGUUGUACAUCAUGGAGCUACACGACGAGUUCCAGGAGGCCAAGGAAUGGGUGGAGAAGAACCUCAACUUUAAUGUGAAUGCAGAGGUGUCCGUGUUUGAAGUGAACAUCAGGUUUGUGGGAGGACUGCUUGCGGCAUAUUACCUGUCCGGGGAAGAGGUGUUCAAGAUCCGUGCUGUGGAGCUGGCCGAAAAGCUUCUGCCCGCCUUCAGGACGCCAACGGGCAUCCCAUGGGCCCUCCUGAACCUCAAGAGUGGGGUGGGGCGCAACUGGAACUGGGCGUCGUCAGGAUGCAGCAUCUUGGCCGAGUUUGGCACCUUGCACCUGGAGUUUGCUCACCUGAGCUACCUGACCGGGGAAUCCUCCUACAUUGACCUGGUGAUGAAGAUCCGUGGGAUCCUGCAGAAGAUGGACCGUCCCAAUGGGCUCUACCCCAACUACCUCCACCCACGCACAGGCCGCUGGGGCCAAUUCCACUCGUCCGUGGGCGGCCUGGGCGACAGCUUCUACGAAUACUUGCUCAAGGCCUGGAUCAUGUCUGACAAGAAGGACACGGAGGCGCGCAAGAUGUAUGACGACGCCAUCGAGGGCAUUGAGCGGCACCUGGUGCGCAAGUCGGAGGGCGGCCUCACCUACAUUGGCGAGUGGAAGAACGGCCACCUGGAGAAGAAGAUGGGCCACUUGACGUGCUUCGCGGGCGGCAUGUUCGCGCUGGGCGCCGACGGCUCGCCGGGCGACAAGGCGGGCCACUUCCUGGAGCUGGGCGCCAAGAUAGCGCACACGUGCCACGAGUCGUACGCUCGCACGGCUCUAAAACUCGGACCGGAGGCGUUCAAAUUCGACGGCGGUGCAGAGGCGGUGGCUGUGCGCCAGAACGAGAAGUACUACAUCCUGCGGCCCGAGGUUCUGGAGACGUACUGGUACAUGUGGAGGUUCACGCACGACCCCAAGUACCGCCAGUGGGGCUGGGAGGCAGCGCAGGCCAUCGAGCAGCACUGCAAGGUGUCGGGAGGCUACUCGGGGGUCAAGGACGUGUACUCGGGGUCACCCAUGCACGACGACGUCCAGCAGAGCUUCUUCCUGGCCGAGACCCUCAAGUACCUCUACCUGCUCUUCUCCGAGGAUGACCUGCUGCCGCUGGAUCACUGGGUGCUGAACACCGAGGCUCACCCGCUGCCCGUGCUGCACCCUCCCAACGCCACCGCGGGCGCCACCGCCCCGCACCGCGCCGCAGCGCCCGUGCAGUGAGCGCCGUGCCGCGAACCGCCGCUACCCUACCCUCGACCCGCGCGGCGGCCAGCUCUCCGAGGAUUGGACGGCAACACGAGGGCCUGGCUCUCGCCGGCCUGGGCCUCCACAACCUUAUCCACCCCCCCCACCACCACCGACUCCUCCCACCCACCCUCCCCACCACCGCGACGACUCCACGCGAGUUCCCAAGCGACGAGGAGAGAGCGAGAGACAAUGAGAGGAACGUGCCGGACUGCGACGUCGUGUGGAUUUGAACGGCGGGCCAAGCGGGGCACGCAAAGCGGAUUACGAUUUUUUUGUGUUUCCUUCCCCUCCCCCCCCCCCUCUUUAGAGUUUGCGUUAGAUUUUGGGGAUGGUGGUGGUGGGGUUUGGGUGGGGGGGGGGGGUGUGAUGGUUGUUUCCUGUCUCAUGUCUGUCCGGCGAUUGUGGGUUAACGAGAAGGGUGGGGGGUUGGGCCACGUUUUUCGUGGCGUUUACUGCAGCGGGCAAUGCGUGCCACUGCUGCCUGCCAUCGUACACACACACACCACACAGGCGGAUUGAUCUCCAUACCACAUACACACACACAACCCCCCCUUUUCGUUUUUCUCUCCCCGUGUACAGUUUAUUAGGGAUUAUGGUAUUAAUGCACUCAACAUUGCACACACGGACCGCAGAGGUCUUAAUCUUUCAAAGGAUAAAUAACCUCUUUGUCAGUUAUUAAUAAAAUAAAAAAAUGUAGAGUGACAUUGUCAAAAACAUUGGAAGUUAGUUAAGCUCUGUGUACAGUACUUGGGCGGAGUAUUACAGUGUAGUGGUGUACUUAACGCUUGAGUAUAUUAAGCAUUUUGGAUUCGUGUGGAAUGGACUGGUUGUGUGUGUGCGUGGUGAGAUCUGUGCACAUGUCAGCAGGUUUCAAAUGCCUCAAUAGUGGCAUCAAGCAAAAUCUACGUUGAAAAUAUAUCGAAGUCAACUUUGUCCUUGAUAUUUUUUUGUUUAUUAUGAUGACGAUGAUGAUGAUUAUCAUUGAUGAUGAACGGGACCAGCGCAAGAACCUCACUUUUGAUUCUAAACACCCGUCCACUUACCUCCCGCAUACGAAACAGUGAUAUGACGGGGGACACGUUCACAACCACGGCCCCUUGGAAUUUCCGCUACUUCCGUGCACAAAUCGACGGGCCAAGAAAAAAAAAAACCGAAUAAUUCACUGAACGACCGUAGGUCUGUGGCCUGGUUAUUACGGUGACUUUGUUUUGUUUGCCUCGCCUCUCGCCCGCGAGCGAGUGAGCGAGUGAACGAGCGCCGUGCUCGGCUCGCACGCCGAAGUCCACACCAGGAUGGAACGUCGUCGUCGUCGUCAGGAAGUCAAGCCAACAGCGCAGCCACUGUGCGACGCGUUUCCCUUCGUAACGGGACAUCAUUGAGAAUUUUUUUUUUUUUUUUACACCGUCACUGUAAAAGACUGAACGUCGAUGCCCGUAAAACUGGUUGCAAAGUGUCAAACGUAUCGGGACUUUACUUCUUAAUACUUUUCUUCCGCUCCGCGUUGACGACAUUCCUUGGCGAAGCGAAUUAUAAAUCCCCGUCGAAAUCAAAAACGGCAUCGGAACAAAUGCCGGAUGAAUCGUGAUCCCUCGCGGCGGCGUGAUAAUCCAAGGACAUGAUUUUAAAAAAAAAAAAACGUCGCUUCGUUUUUUUUUCCCUUUCCCACUUUUCGUUCUUAACCACAGUAGAGGGGUGUGGUGGGGACCUUGGGCCAACGCUCAGACAAGCGGGACAUGUUCGAGGGAGAAGCGUUGUGACUUACAUUGCCGUUGAGCCCCGGCUUGCUCCAGCCCGGCUAAUCGUUGCCUGCCAAGCGAUACGAGAAAGGGUCGAGCGGUUGCUGCUUUGUAAACGUGAAAACGUGCCUCUCUUAACCUGGCGUAUCGUCAAGCGGGGGGAGGUGGGGGGGGGGCGUGGACCCUCUGUAUUGUUGCAAUGCGGUGCAACGUUUGCGGUUGUGCACUCUACGGGCAGAAUAGGGCGUCGUCGUGAUUUGAAGGCUUGUGUGCGCGGAAAUUGACGACGUUUGGCGGGUAACGGGGUGAGCGUACAAAGCGAAACCCUUGUGCCGGUGCAGUGAGGCCCACAUUCGGUCCGGUUCCAGCAGCAGCAGCAGCUGCCCAGCGGAGCCAAAAAGACAGGCAAGGAGCUUGCAGAUCGCACAACCUUCUCCGUGUAAGAAGAUUGUUUUAGUUUUACUACUACUACUACACACGAUAACUUCACAUUAUUUUAUGGAGCCAGCCGCUCAAGCCCCGGAUAUUGACGGUGUCACUCUCCUCAUUUCCAUUUUAUCGUUGUGUACACGUGCAAGACAAUGUGAACUUUAAUAACGUCGAUUGCAAGAGAUUGGACUCCGGUUAAUGGGUAUCAGCCGUCGGUGUUCUUUCCAAUCAAAUGUUGUUUUAAUGCGGGCACUGUUGCGGGGUAAGAGACACGUCCUGCCACCGCCGCUGCCGCCACUGCUGCUCGUUAGUUUCGUGAGUUGGGAAGUCUUCCCGUUCAGCACGCAGUUCUUGGGCGGUCGUCAUUUUGCCUUUUUUAGUCACGCGGUUGGUUCAAGCUCCAAUCGUGGGGUUCUGUUGUUUCUACUUGGCGAGCUGAAGGCAGAUUGAGGGGACCGUGUGCGUCUAAAGUUCGGUAUGUCAUACGACACGUGUUGUGUCCCCCCCCCUCCCUUUCCCCGUCACCCCGCCAGGAUAGUCUUGCUGUACACUGCGUUGUUUUCCACGUGUGCGAUAAUCACCUUAAAGAGUCGCUGCUCUGGUGGGUUCUGGCGUCGUGCCAUGUUGUGAUCAUAAAACAAAUUUGUUUUCGAUUAAAAAAAAUCCCAGGCGAAUGUUAUCUAUCCGAUAUUUCCGUAAUGUUAUUUGCAGAUAUUUUCGCUUCAAAUGAUGGGGGUAUGGGGGGGGGAGGGAUUAAAAAUAUAUAUAUUUCCAAUGCAAUUGGGACAUUUUUACAACGAUAUUUUUCUUUUAAGUUACACAAUCCGUACGUUACGUUCUAGCCUAUUCUCAACGUGGAAUUCCAUCUUUUUACUUUUCGUAACGUGUGUUUUUAAAAAAAAAAAAGUGAAAUGCGUGUGCACUCUUGAGCAAUGGGAAAGGGCCUCGCGUUCUGCCAGCAAAAACACAUUUCAAAACCCAUUUUCUGUAGUUAUUUGCUGCAAACAGCAGAGCCACCGCCUCGUGUGAUUGGGUGACGCCACAGGGCCCAAAUAUGACCCCGGUGGUAAAGCCAGUCCCUCUAUUCUCUAAAUGCUUUCCGCCAAAGUGACCGCGUUGGUCCGGUGAUGAGAAUUGAGCUCCCAGCCUUUCGCGCUAAGCCGUGCCGUUGCGUGUUCCCUGGCGCUGAUGAGAAUUGUUUCUGUGCAGGGGUUACCAACACCGAUGUGUUGUCCCUAACGUGCACGGAAUUUAUUUUUUUCCCCUCGAGUGGAGUGCAAAGACGGCUGGGAUGGUGGACGAGGGAGCGACAUUUGGAGGAACACCGCCCCCCGGUCCUCUGGCGUGUAACGCUGUGAAAAUAAAUAAAUGCCCCCGCGGUGCCACGUGGUGACUCCUUUAAAGGAUGGCGAGCCCAGAUUUUGCGGAGCGUGUUUGAUGGGGGGGGGGGGGCAAUGUGGAAUCAUGUGACGCGGGGGGGGGGGGUAGCUUACGCGGGUGUGCAUGCCUUGCCUUGGGACCGCUUGCGAUUUUGAUCCAUUUACAGGAGCAAAAAAGAAAUAUACAUAGAAAAAAAUAACAGACACGCUGCGAUGAAACACGUCGCCCACGAUAAAAGCGUAAUAAUUAAGAAACAUUACAUGAACGCUCACAUCUUUUUUUUUCACCACCACCACCACUUCAUUAACUGUCCGCAUCGUGGGGGUGGGGGGGUCCGUGGGUAGUGACGGCAUCGCCUGACCGCUCAGCGCCCCGGGAUGUCGCGCACGAACGGAGCGAUGACGGUGGUGGUGGUGGGGGGGGCCCUUUUAAUUAUCAGCGCGAAAUACAUUUUGAGGGGCAUUGGGUGCUGCUUUUAAAUCGGCACCGAUUCAUUAGCGGGCGUGGGGGUGGUGGCGACUCCACGUUUUUGCGGCAGUCCGUAGCACUUUUGCUGUUUACUUUUCACUCUGUUGUGCUGUCUUGCUGACCCCCCCCGCCACUCCCCAAGAAGGAAUAACGGGGUCGAACGAAC